AUGAUACCCCAGCAAUGGGCUCAACCUUGUGGCAGUCAAUGCACCCACAAAUAUGCCGCUCUCAUACGGAUUCCAUGGAGAGUGUUUUGCAAGAAGGGAUGUGGUGCAGAUGGAGAAACAUGGGAAGAAUGUUUGGGAGAGUGUGAUGACAUAUGCUAUAAGGACCCUGUAUUGAAGGAUCAGCAGUGGAGUGCUUACAUUGAUCGAUCUCCUGGAGCUGCAAGUUAUUCUGAGGAAUGCUUCCAUGCCUGUGUAGCCGGUUGUGGUCACAAGUUUGAAAUUGAAGAGGAGAAAGUUGAUCAGGUGCGUCCAAACAGGCCAUGUAAGCCUUCCCCUUGGGUGAAGCCGGCCCCUGUUCAGAAGCCUCCUCCACUAACUACUAAGCCUGGUGAACCUACUGAAGACAUACCUUGCACUUCUGCAUAGAAGGAAAGAGGGAUUAAAAAAAGAAAGAAAGAAAGAAAGAAAGAAAAAUAGGUAGCACGAGAAAAGAAGGUACUGACCAGAAGAUAUACAAUUUUGUUAGCUGUGUAAUCUUGGAAGAUUCUUAAUGCUGCUUAAUUCCACUUAUGGAUAUUUAU
Molecule: messenger RNA, 581 nt
Organism: Hevea brasiliensis (rubber tree)
Lineage: Eukaryota; Viridiplantae; Streptophyta; Magnoliopsida; Malpighiales; Euphorbiaceae
Exons: 5
Coding region: 1-426 (141 amino acids)
Source: RefSeq, a predicted model, not a curated record